Molecule: messenger RNA, 4080 nt
Organism: Oncorhynchus masou masou (cherry salmon)
Lineage: Eukaryota; Metazoa; Chordata; Actinopteri; Salmoniformes; Salmonidae
Product: transmembrane protein 229A-like
Exons: 1
Coding region: 149-1171 (340 amino acids)
Source: RefSeq, a predicted model, not a curated record
AUAAUAGAAAAUCUUUGCUGUGGAUCAGGCACUGUCAGGUGCAAAGCUGCUAAUGACACUGCCGCAGCUCCGUUAAAAGUACAGAAUGUGCCACGAACGAAGAACAAGAGCUGCUUUCUGAUUCUCUCCGAGGAGAGAGAGAUCAACCAUGGCCAGCUGGCGGAGAGAGAGCCCGCGGAUCCGGGCAGGACAGGGAGGUAGCAGCCUGAGAGCAGCGAGGAAGCCCCGGCAGAAAGAUCCAUCCAGCGAGGUAGGGGACGCGGGCGAAUCAAUGACAGAGCUGCCACAAUUGUUCCGGCUUUAUUUCUAUGGAAUGCACGGUGUCACUUUGGAUAUUCUCCUGUCGUCCGCACAGGGGCUUUUGGCUGAUAGCGACCCCAAACUGUUCGGCUUUUCCUCCCCGUACCUCUGCAUCAUGCACUCGCUGACCCAUUUCUUGCUGGAAAAAAUAUAUUCGCAAAAGAAGUGCUUUCAAGGACGCCCAGUAGUUUUUCACCUGGUUUUCUAUCCCUCUGUGUACAUCGGGUUGCAGAUCCUGAUUGGGAAUAUUAACACGCUGACCGAGCACGUUAGAAUAGUCUCUGCCACUCAUCUCGUAGUUCACUACCUACUGGCCCUGUACUUCACCCAAGUUUUCCACAAGGGGCUUGCGCGGCUGCGCUACCACUGCCCCGGGAAACGGACCAUGUCUACCCCAGCAGAGCGCACCCUGGAGUCGAUGCCUAAUAACGGUCUGCCCGAUGUUGUACGAUUCCUCUUCUUUGGAAUGCACGGCUUUCUGGACGAGAUCAUUUUUACCUCGAUAUUCAACCUUGUGGAGAAUUUGGACCGGACCAUGAGCGGCCACACGUCCCUGUGGUCCUUCCUGAUGUACGGGAGCUGCAGCUUCGUGGUAGAGAAACUCUACCUUCAUUUACGCUUCAGACGGGGUUGGAGCACCUGGAGGCGGCUCCCCAUCUAUAUCUGCUUCAUCUACACCUGGGAGUUCUGUUGGGGGCUGGCGCUUCGGCAGUACGGCGCAUGCUCAUGGGAUUAUUCCCACUAUCCAUUCAACUUCAUGGGCCUGAUCACGCUCCUCUACCUGCCCGGAUGGGUCUGCAUCAGUCUCUACCAGGAUAUUUUGUCCAACGUUCUGCUGCGCGUGGUGGUGUGUGCCAAAGACGAGGAGUGAGGGCACUCAGGGCAGGGCGCUGGCAUCAACGUCUGUCCUGUGUCCAGGAAAGACAACUGUAUUAUAGGCCUAGGCCACAAUUGAUUUAAGGACUAUUGAUACAAAUAAAGAAGAUGACAUUUAAGAUGAUCAAUUGUGUACCCGCACUUUGUAAAAAAUAAUGUGUAUUUCCCCAGUGGAAAUGUGGUAUUGAUGUAGCUGUUUAGACAGGCUAUUCAUUAGAAUCACUGAUUAAAAGAGGCUAUCAAUUUGUUACAGGUAGCCUAAACACACAGGCAUGCCUUGCCUGGCAUGUGAUGACACAUAGACAUGCCUUCUGCUGUGAUGACAACUGCUAUUUCUUACUUUGAUGCAGAUGAAACGAUAAUAUUUUACAUUUUACACUUCAUUUGCUUGCUCAUGAUUUUAGAGCUGUGAAUUAUUUAAACUAUAUUGACAAAGUCAGCCAUAUGCAUGGCAGGCACCAUUUGACUUGUUUGGUCUCUUCAAUCCCAGAGCAUGCUUUGAGCUCAUUUCUGCAUGGCUGCAUAUGCACAUUCAUGAUCACUUAAUUGCUUAAAUCCUAUUUUCUUCAAAAAAUGCAUGACAUUUGGAAACAAAAUGGGCUCUAAAAAGUUCAAAAUGUAUGUAGCAGGAGAUAGAACGAACGGGUUGUGGACCGAAUUAAUUUCACUGUGAAUAGUUUUCUGAACCAAACCUUAACAUUACUGUGUUGGAGUGCCUUUCUGAGCAAACCUACAGACAGCUGGACUAAAGACAAACUGAACUACACUGUGGGCCAGUUUCCCCCUAGUCAUGGCUGACCUAAAAAAGGAUGCUCAAUGGGGAAUUGAAAGUGCUUUUUAGUCGACAACUAUAGGCUUAAUCUGGGUCAUGUAAACAGACAAUGUGUGCCAGUCAGACAGACCUUGAGGAUCAGAUUUAACCUUCUCCCUUCUUUACAUAGGGACAUCUCCCAAACUGAACUACACUGUGGGCCAAGGUUCCCCCCCAAUCCUGGCUGAACUAAAAAAACAAAGCUCAACGGGGAAUCUCCAUCCCCAGGCUUGUUUACCUAACGUUUAUAAAGCAGCGGCGCACGCGUCAGCGUUUUAUGGUUGACACUCCACAGGUUGAUCUGGAGUGGGCAAUAUCAGGAGUCAGCAGACCUGGGUUCAAAUACUACUUGAAAUCUUUCAAGCACUUUCACUGUUUGUUUUCACCUGCCUGGAGUGCCAGAUGGAUGGGUUUUGGGGUUUGAAUGUUUGUGACUAUUGAGUUGGUUCCACACCAGGAAAGCUCAAGCAAGCCUAGCAAAACAAGUAUUUGAAAUGAUUUCAAAAUAGUAUUUGAAUCCAGGUUUGGGAGUCAGGUGUGGAGCAUGUAUAGUAUAAUUACUUGGGAUCAACCUCCAUGUAUCCUUUGGCAUUGAUCUUUCUGCCUGUUUUAUUUCCUUGUUUGCACUUGUACCACACGGUAAAGUCUCUUGUUCUCUCUGAGGGACCAAACACAUACAGUAUGUGUGAAUACCUGGCACUGUGACUUCACUAGCCACCUGUUCCAACAUUAUACUCUUUCUGUUUUAUACUCUCUCCGUUUGGAAACGUAUAGUUUUAGCUCUACUGAUUUUAUGAUUAUCUAGCAUGUUUUUAAUGCAUUUUACUGCCUGCUGUCGUCAGUCCUGGGGAUUCCGUGAAACUAAAGAUGGAGGUAACUGAAAGCUGGUACUGAUGAGUAAUACUAGUGCAGGGAAAAAUAUGUUAUAACAUGUUAUUGAAAUAUUUAAACUUUUACACAUGUUGAUUUUUGUCAGAUGACUAUGAAUAUGUCAUGCCGGGAGAGUUUCCCUUGCCUGCGCAAACAAACAAUACCUUACACUCUUCUGGAGACUGACUGGACUGAUUGAAAUAACAAGAUUCUUUUCCUUGUGGUUUGUCAUUUCAAAAUGGUGGACUUUUGUUGUGGACGACGCAAAAGAAGGAUACAGAUGAUCCAACAGUUACUGCCUCAAUGAUGAUGAAUAGGACCAGGAGUUUCUUUCCUGGUUACAGUGCCUUGCAAAAGUAUUCACCCCCCUUGGCGUUUUUUCCUAUUUUGUUGCAUUACAACCUGUUAUUUAAAUUAAUUUUUAUUUGGAUUUCAUGCAAUGGACAUACACAAAAUAGUCAAAAUUGGUGAAGUGAAAUGGAAAAAAAUUACUUGUUUAAAAAAAAACAAAGGUGGUGUGUGCAUAUGUAUUCACCCCCUUUGCUAUGAAGCCCCUAAAUAAGAUCUGGUGCAACCAAUUACCUUCAGAAGUCACAUAAUUAGUUAAAUAAAGUCCACCUGUGUGCAAUCUGUCACAUGAUCUGUUACAUGAUCUGUUACAAUAUCUCAGUAUAUAUACACCUGUUCUGAAAGGCCCCAGAGUCUGCAACACCACCAAGCAAGCGGCACCAUGAAGACCAAGGAGCUCUCCAAACAGGUCAGGGAAAAAGUUGUGGAGAAGUACAGAUCCGUGUUGGGUUUUAAAUAAAUAUCUGAAACUUUGAACAUCCCAGGGAGCACUAUUAAAUAUAUUAUUAAUAAAAUGGAAAGAAUAUGGCACCACAACAAACCUGCCAAGAGAGGGCUGCCCACCAAAGCUCACAGAUCAGACAGGAAGGGCAUUAAUCAGAGAGGCAACAAAGAGAUCAAAGAUAACCCUAAAGGAGCAGCAAAGCUCCACAGUGGAUAUUGAAGUAUCUGUCCAUCGGAUCACUUUAAGCUGUACACUUCACAGAGCUGGGCUUUACGGAAGAGUGGCCAGAAAAAAAGCCAUUGCUUGAAGAAAAAAAUAAGCAAACACGUUUGGUUUUUGCCAAAAGGCAUGUGGGAGACUCCCCAAACAUAUGGAAGAAGGUACUCUUGUCAGAUAAGACUAAAAUUGAGCUUUUUGGCAAUUAAGGAAA